UUUAGCGCGCUUUUUACAUUUUCUACUGCUUCAAUUACUAAGAGGUUGAAUCUUGAAAGUCCACAACAGCUCUGCGAAGAAUUGCUCUUCGUUCAUCUCUUCUAUAUCGAAAACCCUAAUCUAUCCACCUUAUAUCUUUUCUCUCUCUGCAAAUUUAUAGGGUUUCUCAUUUUCCGCUUCAUCGCUUAACGAUAGAUGACUUGUUAGUGUUUUGCAGAGUAAGAUGAAAUGAAGCGUGCUUACGAGGAAAUCUCCGAUGAGGAGUGGGAUAAUCACUCGUUUAAUACAUCGCGAGUGCUUAAGAAGGGAGUAGUUUCUCCUCCACCGAUUGAAUCUUUCAGUUAUCAGUCGAAGAAGCAUGUAAUCUCUGAUGAUAGUAGUGAUGAUUGUGUGGAAAUUAAAGAGAGUUUAGAGGAUGAUGAUGCAGAUGUCACUGAGGUGAGGCCUCAGGGUGGUCGUUCUCGUAGGUUUGUUGUUGAUGAGGACAGCGACGAGGAUUUUGCAGAUGUGUUUGAUGUUCGGUCGACUGAGGAGGAGAACCAGCCCGUGAUUUUGGAAGAAGACGAGGAUGAUGAUGAGGAGGAUGUUGUUGGUAAGGCUCUGCAGAAAUGUGCAAAGAUAUCAACGGAGCUACGGAGAGAGCUUUACGGUUCUUCGAUGUCAUCUUGUGAUAGAUAUGCCGAAGUUGAAACUUCUACUGUGAGGAUUGUGACUCAGGAUGAUAUUGAUGCCGCCUGUGCCACCGAAGAGUCGGAAUUUCAGCCGGUUCUUAAACCAUACCAGCUUGUUGGUGUGAACUUUCUUCUGCUGUUGUAUCGGAAGAAUAUUGGUGGAGCCAUCUUGGCAGAUGAGAUGGGUCUUGGUAAGACGAUACAGGCUAUCACGUAUUUAACGCUGCUGAAGCACUUGGACAAUGAUCCAGGUCCGCACUUGAUUGUUUGCCCUGCUUCUCUUUUGGAGAACUGGGAAAGAGAGUUCAGAAGAUGGUGCCCUUCAUUUUCUGUACUCUUAUAUCAUGGGGCUGGACGGGCAGCCUAUAAUAAGGAGCUAAGCUCUUUAUCCAAGGCUGGUCUUCCACCUCCAUGUAAUGUGCUUCUAGUGUGUUAUUCGCUUUUUGAAAGACACAGUAUGCAGCAGAAAGAUGACCGCAAGAUCCUGAAGCGUUGGCGAUGGAGCUGUGUGUUGAUGGAUGAGGCUCAUGCUUUGAAGGAUAAAAACAGCUAUCGGUGGAAAAACCUAAUGUCUGUUGCACAGAAUGCAAAACAGCGUCUGAUGCUGACAGGGACACCACUCCAAAAUGAUUUACAUGAGCUGUGGUCAUUGUUGGAGUUUAUGAUGCCUGAUAUUUUUGCAACUGGGGAUGUGGACCUCAAGAAACUAUUAAAUCCAGAAAAUGUAGAUUUAAUUGCCCGUAUAAAAUCCAUUUUAGGUCCAUUUAUAUUGAGGCGGUUAAAAUCCGAUGUGAUGCAGCAACUUGCCCCAAAGAUACAGAAGGUUGAGUAUGUAUUCAUGGGCAAGCAACAGGAAGAUGCGUAUAAAGAAUCCAUAGAGGAGUAUCGUGCAGCUUCUCGAGCUCGAGUUGCUAAAUCUUUAGAUAAUAAUUUAAGUAGCGUUGUUGGAGUUUUUCCACGGCGCCAGAUUUCUAACUAUUUUGUUCAAUUUCGCAAGAUUGCAAAUCAUCCGUUACUGGUGAGGCGUAUUUACAGUGAUGAGGAUAUUCUUCGUUUUGCUAGAAUAUUGCAUCCAAAAGGCGCAUUUGGCUAUGAAUGCAAUUUGGACAGAGUGAUUGAAGAGCUUAAGAGUUACAAUGAUUUUGCUAUCCACCGGCUUUUAGUUUUGUAUUGUGGCACAAACACAAGCGGAACUCUUCAAGAUAAACAUGUUUUGACUUCAGCAAAAUGCCGGGCAUUAGCUGAACUUCUCCCUAAAAUGAAGAGAGAUGGACAUCGAGUUCUGAUUUUUAGCCAGUGGACUUCAAUGCUUGAUAUUCUGGAGUGGACUUUGGAUGUUAUUGGAGUUACAUACAGACGCCUUGAUGGCAGUACUCGGGUGACGGAAAGACAGACAAUAGUAGACACAUUCAACAAUGAUACUUCUAUCUUUGCAUGCUUGCUAUCAACACGAGCUGGAGGACAGGGAUUGAACUUGACUGGAGCUGAUACUGUUAUAAUACAUGACAUGGAUUUUAACCCACAAAUCGACCGGCAAGCUGAAGAUCGCUGCCAUCGGAUUGGCCAAGAGAAACUUGUGACCAUAUACAGGCUUGUAACAAAGGGCACGGUAGAUGAAAAUGUUUAUGAGAUUGCAAAACGGAAGCUAGUUUUGGAUGCCGCAGUGCUCGAAUCUGGCAUGGAGCUGGAUAGUGAGAGUGAUAUUUCUGAGAGGACCAUGGGAGAGAUUUUAUCUGCACUUCUGCUGGUGUAGUAGACUCAGUCACUGAACUGCAAAGGAUCAACUUAUGAUGGCAAUGCAGUCAUCUCAAGGAUGUUAAGCCUAUUUGGGAAGACAACAAGAGCAAUAUAGCUUUUCAUCUUUUUUAAAAGAAUUAGUUGAUGCUCCAAGAUUAAAGGGCUUUGAAGUGAUUGCGCUCUUCACAAAAUUAAAGGUUGAGAUCAGGAAAGUAAGAGUUGUGGAAAGAUUCCUGGCAACUCUCACUUGUUGUAACUUUCAUUGUCAUAUUAGACAGGCUCGACUUAAUUUUCACUCCAUUUAUCACUUAGGUGUCUACUCCUAGCUGUUGUACACAUAAUUACAUAUGCUUGACACAAUUUACAUCCAUGUACAAUUGAUUUUAACUGUGAAAUAUUACAGGCCCCGUAUGGUUCUUAUA
This is a messenger RNA of Telopea speciosissima, 2830 nucleotides long. RefSeq names its product protein CHROMATIN REMODELING 19. Bases 229 to 2424 code for a protein of 731 amino acids. The record is from RefSeq and is a predicted model, not a curated record. Gene Ontology annotation, cellular component: nucleus. Gene Ontology annotation, molecular function: ATP binding; ATP-dependent chromatin remodeler activity; DNA binding. The transcript is spliced from 12 exons. NCBI's taxonomy places the organism in Eukaryota, Viridiplantae, Streptophyta, Magnoliopsida, Proteales, Proteaceae.